CGUGCGCAGACCGUCAGUACCGUGAUCGACGCCGGCGCAGCGAGUUUGCGCGCCGUCCCAUACGAUUUAUAAACAUUGAUAUGUACGACCUGUGUUUAGUAAACUGUGCUAUGAGUAUAUAGUGUUUGUAUCAAUUAAACGUUGACAAGCUGAUCUAAUCGGAGACCACAAUGGCUAUGAAAGAAUAUCUCCAAUGGUUGCCACCUCCUCGUUCUCUGCUGGCGCUCUUGUUGGCUGUGACUGGCUUCAGUGGACGUCUAUUUGCAGCUCACGUCGCACAUUCACCGACAGUACUUGUGGACGCCUGCCAUUCCUUAUGUCGACUAAUCGGUCUUAUCACAACUCUAUUAGCUUUUAAGUAUGAACGAGCUGAUGAAGGAGCUGGACGCGAAGGCCGUCUCCGGAACACAUUCGGUUGGGCCAGAAUCGAAGUCCUCGGAAGACUUGCGGUGCACGUUCUCUUCGCGUCGUUUUCCCUUGCCUUAGUAGUGAACGCGCUGCAGCUGGGCGUGCAUUCAUCUCAUGUUCAGCCUCCAAGAUACCCCAGGGUCAUUUUGGGAAGUGGUGUGAUCGGUCUACUGCUGAAUGCCAUCAACUAUCUUCUCCUCGCGGGACGAGAACUAAGUUAUAGUAGAAGACUGAGUGUGACAGAGAGCGGGGGAGUGGUUCUCAAAUCAGGAUCAAGGGAGCCUGUACUGGCGCAUGCACCGAGCGAUAUUACAAGUAGCUUGUGUGUGAUGGCUGCGGGCUUAACAUUGGAAUGGGAGCCUAGUGUGGCGGGUGUGGCUGACCCCGCCCUUUCCGCGUGUGCUGCUAUACUACUUGUCACAAUUAAUUAUCCAUUCUUGCGAUCAGCCGGGCUGGUUCUACUCCAGACGGUACCAGAAGGGCUCGGAGCCUGCGAGUUGCGAAGUGCUGCAUUGCAGGUGCCAGGAGUCCUCGCCAUACAUGAGCUGCAUGUCUGGCAGCUGCACCGGGACAGAUUGGUCGCUACUGCGCAUGUCUGUUAUAACUCUGAAGAUGAUUUUCUGAAAAGCUCAAAUCAAGUGAGCGAUGUAUUUAAACGUCAUGGAAUAAACUUGGUUACAUUACAGCCAGAGUUCAGCCUUGCUGCAAUCACAGAUUCGGGUGAAGAAAAGAAAAAUUUAAUAGAUUUAGCAAAUGCUUGCUGUUCCUGUCCGUGUGCCAAGGAGUGUACAGCACCGCGGUGUUGUGCGGCACCUCCAAAGCCUACCAUCACACGAAUAUAGCACUACUUACAACCGUUCUUAAGACACAACCUUGUCUGAACACUAUUUUACUCAUUCGAAGCUUGACUCUGAGUUGUCUACAUUCUGGGAUUUGAUACCGUAAAUGUUUUAGUUUUAGGAAUCGUUUUAUUUUUAUUGUCUCAAACGAGGUUAGAGGGUGUAUUCAAUUAUUCUUAAUUAUGGUUCGACCUACGUUAUUUUAUUAUUAAGCCCCGAUUUAUAACAUAACGGCAAAACAGGGACCCUGAUACGGGCUAUGUAUGUUUCAUUGAUGCCUGUUAAAGGAAGAUCAGCCUUCAUAACCUGUUUCGUUGGGAAUCGAACCCAGGCACCACAUGCAUUAUACAUCGCUACGCAUAUAUAUAUACGUAGUAUAUAUGAAAAUAAUACAUUUUAUUUAAUAUAUCUUCGAUAUGAAAUUAUCUUAAAGAUAUAUGAGGUAAGCAAGGUUAUCUUAUAGUGCCAAUGAUAUAUCUAUACUGUGUUACCAAGUUAGGACCUAAUCUUCGAAAUACACAAAAUAAUUAUGUGAAAAAGAGUUAACUUGUGUGUUCUGUAAUCUAGUUUAUACGAGUAGGUAGAUUAAGUAAAGCCAAAGACGACUUUCCUACCAGUUGGAAAGUGACAUUUUCUAUUAAUACUAACUUUUACGCUCUAGUUGUUUCGCCGUAACCUACAAGAUAUUCAAGUUUAGCUUUCGUGAUAGAAAACACGUGAUAAAUAUUAAACACUUUAUAAAUCCAAACACUAUAUUACAAUUAUUUUUUAAUUACAAUAACAAACUGCACCAAAUCGUCAUUUUUUUUACAAAAUUGAUUGUAUACGUCUGUCGAAAGUCCUAUUUUACCAAGUUUAAUAAGGUAUUUCAUACACAUGAACUGAACAAGCACACUCUCGUGUAAAUCGCAUCUGCGGCCCACCGCUUUAAGCGAUGAACUGACAUUUAUUUAAUUAAAAUUAAAAGUGGAGAACACAGGUCCAAUGGUGUUAGUAAACUGUUUUAAAUGCUAUGUUAUACAUUUCAUGUAACUGAAUAUUUUAAGGUUUUGACAUCAAUCUUUUAUUUUAGCUUUAUUGAGAGGACUGCGUGUAGAAGACUAUAACGUCAUACAAAAGCUUUUCCUUUUAAUUGAAAAGCUACUCGGUAGGAAUUUUGCUUACGUCGUCUACGUACUUUACAAAAAUAAAAAUCGUAGUUUGACGCUUUCAGCACUUUUUAUAGUCAUCCACAAAUGCAGUAGAGCAAAAGACCUUACAAUACAAUAAACGAUAAGCUGAUAAAAAUUAAUGAACUAACAAUCGUAUGACAAAGAAGCGAUUGUUGCAUCAAAUGGAUUAUUGUUAUCUUACAAUGCCUUUUCUUCUCAGAGGUCACAUUCAUUUUAACCGUUAGUGCAAAAGUCGAUGACCUUUAAAAGCUCACCCGAGGUUCCCGAACACUUCGUUGAAUAUGCUUUAUAAAAAAUAUUUAAACACUUAAACAAACUAAGACGCUAUUUUAUAAUUAACCUAUACUAAUUUUAUGUUGAAGUUUGAAUUGGAAAAUUAUUUUUGUGUCAUAAGUUAACGCGAGUAAAACCAGUUGGUUAAAAGGCGAAUUCAUAGUAAAAGCAAAACAGUUUUGAAAUGAACUUAUUACCAAGAACUUUUUUAUAUACCGCGUCGAACGGCCAAAAAAGUAUAUUAAAAGUAAGAAAAGUAUUGAGUAAAAUGUAUCAAUUUUUUAAAGCUUCUCGAAGUAGGUUUUUUUGAUCGAAAUUUAAAUUUGAAAAUUUAAAAAUAUAGCACUAAAAACGUGUAUUGUGUUAGUAGUAAAAACAGAAUAUUGAGAACUUUUUUAAAUACAGUAAAAAGUAUGAUUAUUUUAUCGCCGAAUAAUACUGAAUGAAGCCUUUUAACAAUAUUUUGCUACAGGCACCUCAUCUACAGCUAUCGUCAUUUCUUUGUAUCCAUAUAAUUAUUGUACUGGGUCACGCCUGCGGCAAUAUUUGUAUCCAGAGUAUUGUUGAAACCUACGUAAAUUCGUUGAAGCUUGCCCGUUUAUUUUAAGUAAUAUUGUAAGUUUAUUUGUGCUAAUUGUGAUGUACAUGUCUCAAAAAUUCAAAAUAUAUCUUUCAUUAACCGUUUUUUUAGAAGUCUAAAAUAUAUUAUAAAAAUUUGAAGUACCAUUUGAUAUACGAUAUAUAUAUAUAUAUAUGAUUUGUGGAUACGUAAAAUGGUUUAUUUUAGUUCCUGUACAUCAAAAUCAGCACCAAUCUGUUGCAUUUUGAGCGUUGUUCAAUUAGUACGUAAGUUAAGUUAUCAUAAUGAAAUGUCUGGAGUUGUAACUGUGAUGUUCCUAAGAGUAUUAUGUAUUAUAUAAUUAUAAUAUCGCUAGAAUUAGGAACAAGUGAUAAGUAAUAUUUUAACACGUAAUGUACAAAUUAAUAAACACUAUUUUUUAAUUUCAA
This is a messenger RNA of Pieris napi, 3700 nucleotides long. RefSeq names its product zinc transporter 1 (gene ZnT77C). The transcript is spliced from 8 exons. NCBI's taxonomy places the organism in Eukaryota, Metazoa, Arthropoda, Insecta, Lepidoptera, Pieridae. Gene Ontology annotation, cellular component: membrane. The record is from RefSeq and is a predicted model, not a curated record. Bases 171 to 1250 code for a protein of 359 amino acids. Gene Ontology annotation, molecular function: zinc ion transmembrane transporter activity. Gene Ontology annotation, biological process: zinc ion transmembrane transport; detoxification of zinc ion; intracellular zinc ion homeostasis.